AUGGCGACCGCGCCGUCCCUGUCGCCGAUCCCCGAGCCUGCCAACGAGGGGAUCGUGGAGGCGGUGGAGAUUGCGGAGAGCGGCAGCGGCUUCGAGGAGGGGGAGGUGGAGGCCUGCGAGAUGCCCGACCGGUCGCUGGAGAACGGCCUGCAGCCGGAGCGGCCGCUGGAGGAGGGCGCCUGCGUGUGCUUCUUCACGCCCCGCGGGCAGCUCAUGGUGGUGCGGCCCAACGGCAGGUUCUGGGAGCUGCACCCCAUCACCGUGGGGCAUACAUCAUACGACGCCGACGGGAACCAGCGCCUGGUGUUCUACCCGCCGGAGGCCACCUUCACGGUGAUGAAGAGGGGACGACACGUGGGCUUCAGCUCCUUGGCGUGA
Ostreobium quekettii is the source of this 378-nucleotide messenger RNA. The record is from the annotation of a GenBank genome assembly. Lineage: Eukaryota; Viridiplantae; Chlorophyta; Ulvophyceae; Bryopsidales; Ostreobiaceae.